This is a messenger RNA of Pundamilia nyererei, 1678 nucleotides long. It is a transcript of the gene sparc, whose product is annotated as secreted protein, acidic, cysteine-rich (osteonectin). Gene Ontology annotation, molecular function: extracellular matrix binding; calcium ion binding; collagen binding. The record is from RefSeq and is a predicted model, not a curated record. The coding region runs from base 116 to 1018 and encodes 300 amino acids. NCBI's taxonomy places the organism in Eukaryota, Metazoa, Chordata, Actinopteri, Cichliformes, Cichlidae. Gene Ontology annotation, biological process: anatomical structure development. The transcript is spliced from 10 exons.
ACGUCCCAUUGGAAAUGAGCUGUGCGUAAAGCAGUACUGGAGUUAGAUCGUCGGGGUCCCGCACACAGCUGACUUCUCUUCUGGUGUUCUUCUCUGAAAGCUGAAGACUUUGAAGAUGAGGGUGUGGAUCGUCUUCCUCCUUUGCCUGGCUGGCCACGCCAGGGCUGCUCCUGCUGAUGAGGAGCCCAUCGUGGAAGAGCCUGGGACUGAGGAGCCAGUUGUUGAGGAGACCGAAGUGGGGGCCAAUCCAGUGCAGGUUGAGAUCGGAGAGUUUGACGAGGCCAUCGACAUUGUUGAGGAUGUUGUCACUGAGAAUGCCUGUCUGAACUACCACUGCAAGAAGGGCAAAGUGUGUGAGGUGGAUGAGAGCAACACUCCCAUGUGUGUGUGCCAGGACCCCUCUUCCUGCCCACCGGUGGAAGGAGACUUUGAGCAUAUUUGCGGCACUGACAACAAGACCUACGAGUCCUCCUGCCACUUCUUUGCCACCAAGUGCACCCUGGAGGGAACCAAGAAGGGCCACAAGCUGCACCUCGACUACAUCGGCUCCUGCAAACUCAUCGAGCCCUGUCUGGACAGCGAGCUGACAGAGUUCCCGCUGCGUAUGAGGGACUGGCUGAAGAACGUUCUGGUGACGCUGUACGAGCGCGACGAGGACAACAACCUGCUGACCGAGAAGCAGAAGCUCAGGGUGAAGAAGAUCUACGAGAACGAGAAGAGGCUUCAGGCCGGUGAUCACUCCCUGGACCUGCUCGCCCACGACUUUGAGAAGAACUACAACAUGUACAUCUUCCCCGUCCACUGGCAGUUCGGCCAGCUUGACCAGCACCCCGUCGACGGAUAUCUGACCCACACAGAGCUCGCCCCUCUGCGCGCGCCUCUCAUUCCCAUGGAGCAUUGCACCACCCGCUUCUUUGAGCAGUGCGAUGCUGACGCCGACAAAUACAUCGCCCUGGAGGAGUGGGCCACCUGCUUUGGCCUCAAGGACCAGGAUGUGGACAAAGAUCUCAUCAUCUGAGUCGCUCUGACCCGCAGCAGCAGUAUGAUGUCUCUUAUUCGCUACUAACGGGAAAAGGUGCUGAUCCCUAAGUUAAACAAACAAAUGACAGUAACGGUGCUAAUUGCAUUUCUAUUUUUUAUUUCUCAAAUAACGGUCUUUCCUACCUAUACCACUAAAAUCAAUUAGAAGAGAGAAAUGUGCACAGCCUGUACUAACCCGAUGUGUUUACGGAUCUUUGGAUCGUCCACGUGUGGAACAAAAAGCUCCUGUAAAAAACAAAAGACCUCUGAUGUAAAUCUACGUGCUGCCAGUGUUGUAUUCAUGCUGCCAUGUGUUCGGGGCUUUAAUUGGAGAUGGCUUUGAAGUGUUGUGAGCGGACAAAGCUGUAAAUUGACAAUAAAGUUUGGAAAUAAAUGCUCCCUCUGCUUGCUUCCUACUAAAAUGAGCUGUUUAGUUUUUGCACUCUUUCGGUGGUGGACUCUCUUUUUUUUUUUGUCAUUUGAUGUAUUUUGGUUUUUGAUCUUAUGACUACUGCUACACCAGUACAUUGAAAGCAAUAAAGAGGAUAUAUUGUUAUGACGAGGGGAAAAUCUCGCAGGCUGAGAGUUUUUCUCAUGUUUCUACUGACGCUGAGAGCCGGAGCGAUCUCUUAUCCAUGAAUAAAAAACUAUGAAAAGA